UUUGAGACAAGGGGAAUGCUCAUUUCCCAGUCUUACGCUUAAUAAAACCCGGCAGCUGAGCUCCGACUGCUUUCAGACUUUCCGACUCGGAGCGAAGAAUAUUCUUAAAAGAAUAUUCGAGAAGCCAGGCAGGCUUAAGUUAGGAGAGCUCAAACUGAAAACGAAGAAGAAGAAAGAAACAAAGAAAGAAGAAAAUGUCGGUUCAAGAGUAUCUGGAUAAUCACUUGCUCUCUCGCAAAAUCGAAGACGCCGUCAAUGCCGCCGUCAGGGCCAAAGCCGCCGAUCCCGUCCUCUUCAUCUCGAAUCAUAUGAGGAAGGCGAUUCCGUCAGUGAUAACGAAGGUCAAAGCUCGGCAGAUCCUCGAUAGCAGAGGAAUUCCUACUGUUGAAGUUGAUCUUCAUACUAACAAGGGCAUGUUUCGUGCUUCAGCUCCGAGUUCCGAUCUUACUGGAUUUGGUGAAACUAGGUAUGAGGCUGUUGAGUUGCGAGAUGGGGAUAAGGGAUCGUAUCUUGGAAGUAGUGUGAAUAAAGCUGUUAAGAAUGUGAAUGAGAAAAUAUCUGAAGCAUUGGUUGGGAUGGAUCCUACACUUCAAUCGCAGAUUGAUCAGGCAAUGAUAGACUUGGAUAAGACAGAAAAGAAGGGUGAACUUGGAGUGAAUGCCAUAUUGGCUGUGUCGAUGGCUGCUUGCAAAGCUGGGGCUGCUCAGAAAGAGGUUCCACUGUACAAACACAUUGCUGACCUUUCUGGAAGACACACCCUGACCCUGCCUGUUCCUGCUUUCACUCUUAUAAGUGGAGGAAAACGUGCUGGGAAUAGUCUAGCCAUUCAGGAAAUUAUGAUUCUCCCAAUUGGAGCUAACAGGUUUGAGGAGGCACUACAAAUGGGAUCAGAAACUUAUCAUCACUUGAAGGCUGUUAUUGUAGACAAGUAUGGCGCACAUGGAUGUAAUGUCGGUGAAGACGGUGGUUUUGCUCCCAACAUCUCCAGUUUUAGAGAAGGCUUGGAUCUUGUAAAAGAGGCUAUCAGCAGAACAGGCUAUAAUGACCGGAUAAAAAUAGCAAUUGAUGUUGCUGCUACGAACUUCUGCAUGGGUACAAAGUAUGACCUGGACUACAAAUCACCGAAUAAGUCAGGGCAAAACUUUAAGUCGGCAGAAGAUAUGAUUAAGUUGUAUAGAGAACUUUGUACUGAGUACCCAAUUGUAUCAAUUGAAGAUCCGUUUGAUAAGGAGGACUGGGAACACACCAAACGCUUUUCUAAUCUUGCAAUUUGUCAGGUAGUUGGAGAUGACUUGUUAAUGUCAAAUUCACAACGUAUGAAGAAAGCAAUAGAGGAAUCUACGUGUGAUGCUCUUCUUCUGAAGAUUAACCAGAUUGGGACAGUGACUGAGGCCAUUGAAGUGGUUAAACUGGCAAAGGAUGCCCACUGGGGAGUUGUGGCAUCUCAUAGAUGUGGUGAAACUGAAGAGUCCUUUAUAGCUGACUUCUCUGUUGGUCUCUCUACUGGUCAAAUCAAAGCUGGUGCUCCUUGCAGAAGCGAGCGACUGGCUAAGUAUAACCAGUUGCUUCGAAUUGAGGAAGAGCUUGGGGACGAUGCAUUUUAUGCCGGUGAAGAGUGGAGGGAAUCACCCUGAUCAUUUUCUUCAGGUUUCCUCGGAACUUCCUUAUCCUUAUUUCCUCACUCAGCAAAUCAUUCACAUGCCACAUAUUCAGGGAGGUGUUCAGCCGCUCAUCAGUCAUUCUUCUGCUUCGUUUGUUUUUGCUGAGUGUGUGUGUGUGUGUUUUGUUUCUCUCUCUUUUGAAGAGAAUAGAGAGCAUCAAGGAAUUUGUAAUUAGAUCUGCAAGUUGUAGACAAGGGCCAUUAGCCUGAUGAAAUUUUUGGACACAUUGGAGAAAUAGAAUGCAAGCCCUUUUUUUGAGUA
Rosa chinensis is the source of this 1922-nucleotide messenger RNA. RefSeq names its product cytosolic enolase 3. The coding region runs from base 195 to 1634 and encodes 479 amino acids. The record is from RefSeq and is a predicted model, not a curated record. The transcript is spliced from 13 exons. Gene Ontology annotation, molecular function: magnesium ion binding; phosphopyruvate hydratase activity. Lineage: Eukaryota; Viridiplantae; Streptophyta; Magnoliopsida; Rosales; Rosaceae. Gene Ontology annotation, biological process: glycolytic process. Gene Ontology annotation, cellular component: phosphopyruvate hydratase complex.